Panicum virgatum (switchgrass) is the source of this 938-nucleotide messenger RNA. RefSeq lists its product as uncharacterized. The record is from RefSeq and is a predicted model, not a curated record. The transcript is spliced from 2 exons. The coding region runs from base 1 to 789 and encodes 262 amino acids. NCBI's taxonomy places the organism in Eukaryota, Viridiplantae, Streptophyta, Magnoliopsida, Poales, Poaceae.
AUGCCCUAUCAGCACACCCGUUCCUUGCGAAUGGUUCUCCUUGACACAAUCCAUGGCUUCUACCUGCAGGCGCUGGCCAGGCUGCCGAGCGGCGACCUGCGCUCUCGCCUCCACCGCAGCCUGCUCAGGGGAGGCUACUGCUACGGCCCCAUGGACGACCCUGCCUCCAACAUCAUCCUCAACACCAUUUGGUACGAGGCCAACUUCGCGGCAGAAAUCACCCCGGCGCUCGACCUGAUCGGACCAAAAAGCCUGACCCGCCUUGUAAGCCGCUCCUUCUACGGGCUCGUCUCCUUCCUCCAGACGCGCUACCAUAACCUGUCUGAGCACCAGGUCGUGCAGUGCCUGGUCGGCACCUGCGGUCAGCUGCGUGCCGCCGAUCCCAAUUUCUGUGCUCCGGGAGAUGAGAAGGCGAAGCAACACAGAUGGUGCUCGGACAUUCCGAUCAUCACAGAAAUGGAGAAGCGAAUCCCAUCUGCUGGCAUCCAAGAGGCUUACGAGGCUGCAGCCACUGCGGCAUGGCACCCCAACCCUGAGCAGCAGGCAGCGUUCCUCACUUCAUGGGAAGGGGAUCGUCAUAGUAUGGGCAGCAAGUUCAGCUUGGAAGAAGUGCAGCAGUUAUGCAGUGUGCUCUCUCCAAACCAGCCGCCGAUUCCUGAACGAAUUUGCAGUUCCUCCUACCAUGUGAAAGUCGGAAAGAUGCGCUCCCAGGCCCAGCAGAUGAGGUUAUCGAGAAAGGUGCAAGCUGCGUUGAACAAACACCUGCUGCGUGAUGGGAUAGAAACCUGAAUUUGAUCUUCAUAUCAUCUGCUGUGUGAACGAGAAUGUGUGUGGCCCAGAGUAUUGCAACGAGCCAGAGGAUUGCCUAUCUUUUGCUCCGUGCAAGUACCUGUACUCUCAUGUUAACUUCUUCGUGACUCGGAAGGGUUCGCUGUUCA